Molecule: messenger RNA, 1302 nt
Organism: Hyaloscypha bicolor E
Lineage: Eukaryota; Fungi; Ascomycota; Leotiomycetes; Helotiales; Hyaloscyphaceae
Product: FAS1 domain-containing protein
Exons: 3
Coding region: 1-1302 (433 amino acids)
Biological process (GO): macroautophagy
Cellular component (GO): fungal-type vacuole membrane
Source: RefSeq, a predicted model, not a curated record
AUGGGCCUCAAAGGUCUACUAAUAGCCUGCUUCCGGGUUUCAGCCCUAGUCGGGGCGCAGACGAUCCCACGGGACACAAUCCUAAAUAUACUCUCAUCAGAUCCUCAACUGAGCGGGCUUUCGACAGUUGUCAACUCCUUCCCCCUCCUCGUCCAGCAAUUUAACAAGGCAGAUAACUUCACAUUCUUGGCUCCAACUAAUGACGCUAUUUCAUUAUGGCUUGCGACGAAUCGUUCAUCGGAUUAUAUCCAAGCUACAUUACAGUACCAUCUCCUGAGCGGCACAUUCCCAAGUGCAUUUAUCGCCAGCACGCCAAUAUUCAUUCCUACAGCCCUCACAAGCCAUUCGUUCUGCAAUAUGACUGGUGGUCAAAGGGUAAAGGCAACAUCUAACGAUGGGCAUCUCUUGUUUGGUUCCGCGCUACAGACUACAAGUAAUGCCCUCUCAACGGACAUAAUAGCCUUUGGGGGAAUCGUUCACAUCAUCGACAAAGUCCUGGAACUUCCAAUCGGACCUGCUCAAACAAUCGUGGCCGAAAACUUAAGCUAUUUCAUCGCCAUGGCCGAGAAAGGAGGAUACCUCAGUGCAGAGGCUCGGCCUUUCGUCGAUGCCUACUUUAGUCGGCCCGACACCACAUAUUUCAUAUUCAAUUCUGCCAAGGCGUUGGCGCACUUGAACGACACAAGCGUGAAUAUAACUACACUUCUAAACUCAUCGGGUUAUGGUCUUGCUCCUCGAGUAAUUUAUUCAACGGCUUUUGUGAACGGGACUCAGAUUAUGACGGUUUUGGGUCUUCCCUUGUUAGUUACGGUACAAGAUGGGGAUACAUACAUCAAUUACGCGAAAGUUACCUCAAGGGACAACUUUAUCAGCAACGGUGUAUUUCAUGUUAUUGACGAUAUUAUAGACCCGGGGAAUAUAACAGGUCCUCCUCCGUCCUCCACAAACACAACCGAAGCACAGACUUCGAUGCACUUUUCAACAGGAGCAAAGACUGGCAUAGGAGUUGGUACAAGUGUCGGGGUUCUAGCCGUGGCUGCGGCAUUAAUCUUUAUAUAUCGCAGGAAACGAAGCUCGAGUUCAUGGAUGGAGAGGAAUUCAAAUACAUGGAGAGAUAAGAGGAGACCGGGAGAGCUAAGUAGUAAUUUACUGCUUGAAUUGUUCCAGUUAGGAACUGACAAAUCUACAGUCGAGUUGAGUGCAAGAUCCUGUCACGAGUUACCAGAAUUGCCAACGACGGAAUCGGCUGUUGAGCUGCCUGCUGGAUAUGGUUUCCAACAAGAGAUUGGGAGAGCUUUUUAG